AUGGCAUACGAGCUCUAUGAGCCUGAAAAUGGCGUGUCAGCACAGGGAUCGCCUAUUGUCUUCGUGCAUGGUCUCUUUGGCUCCAAGAGAAAUCACAGGAGCAUAAGUAAGCAGCUCGUCCGCGACUUGAAGCGACCAAUCUACGCAGUUGAUACACGAAAUCAUGGCGAUUCAUCCCACGACCCUCGACACGAUUAUGUCGCAUUGGCAGAAGAUCUCGAACUCUUCCUCCGAGAGAACAAGAUCAAAGACAGCUGCUUGAUUGGCCACUCCAUGGGCGCAAAGACAGUGAUGACAGUAGCACUGCGGAAACAGGUCCAGAUCGGAUCGCUCAUACCAGUGGACAACGCUCCGGUCGACGCUGCGCUGAAGUCGGAUUUUGCAAAGUACAUCGUGGGCAUGCGGAAGAUUGAGGAGUCAAAGGUCAAGUCAUUGAAAGAUGCGGACAAGAUUCUAUCAGAAUACGAGGAGAGUCUGCCUAUCAGACAGUUCUUGCUCACGAAUCUGAUGCGGGAUGAGGAAGGACACCAGAAAUUCAAGGUACCUCUCAAGUAUCUGACGCCUUCACUGAAUGGACUAGGAGACUUCCCAUUCCACGAUCCUGAUGAGGCGAGGUGGGAAGGUCCGACCUUGAUUGUGAGAGGAACACAAAGUCAUUACGUUGCGGACGAUAUGCUUCCAGUGUGCGGAAGAUUCUUCCCCAAUUUUGAGCUGGCGAGCAUAAAUUGCGGGCAUUGGGUCAUCAGCGAGAAGCCUGAGGAGUUUAGACAAGGUCUGUCAGAGCAUUUCACUUGCCAUGCCAUGGUUUGA
Pseudocercospora fijiensis CIRAD86 is the source of this 810-nucleotide messenger RNA. RefSeq lists its product as uncharacterized. The transcript is spliced from 2 exons. Lineage: Eukaryota; Fungi; Ascomycota; Dothideomycetes; Mycosphaerellales; Mycosphaerellaceae. The coding region runs from base 1 to 810 and encodes 269 amino acids. The record is from RefSeq and is a predicted model, not a curated record. Gene Ontology annotation, cellular component: mitochondrion.